Ostreobium quekettii is the source of this 474-nucleotide messenger RNA. The record is from the annotation of a GenBank genome assembly. NCBI's taxonomy places the organism in Eukaryota, Viridiplantae, Chlorophyta, Ulvophyceae, Bryopsidales, Ostreobiaceae.
AUGUGCAGGUACGGUCCAGUUGCAAAAUGGAUCUGCUUGAUUGGAUCUAUCAUCGGUGUAAUUUUAGGGCUGUGGAGGUUCUUCCAAGACAGGAUCACGACUAAGGCCGAUGUGGCACGUCAACUGACUGAGGCUGAGAAUUCCAAGGCCUAUGAGAUGGCGCUGGCACGUGCCCGUCAGGCAAUAUUCGUUGAGAAGGCGGUUGGCUUCAUGAACAUAGGCUCACCAGCGAGGGCCAUGGUGGAGCUAGACCGUGCGCUGAAGGCAAAUGCUAUAUGUCGCUCGCCCCUGUUGAACUCACGUUACUCCAAAUAUGAGUUCGAGAAUCUGUACCGUCUCUACAUUCGGAACACCGAUGUGCCCCCCGACUUUGCACAUCUGCUGCAGCUGAGGGAGAUGCUCGACAUCGAAGACAGCGAUGCAGAGGAGAUCGAGACGCUCGUGAUGGAGCGACCACCACCAGUUGGGCUAUAG